Glycine soja is the source of this 1796-nucleotide messenger RNA. RefSeq names its product protein JINGUBANG-like. Bases 171 to 1424 code for a protein of 417 amino acids. The transcript has a single exon. Lineage: Eukaryota; Viridiplantae; Streptophyta; Magnoliopsida; Fabales; Fabaceae. Gene Ontology annotation, molecular function: protein binding. The record is from RefSeq and is a predicted model, not a curated record.
CUCAUAGAUACAACAUUACAAAAGGGCAUUGCAAGCAAAUGACAGACAAUUCUCUAGUCAAGGUAGCCGUUGUUAUACAAUCAUUAACGCUCACAUAACAUUUCCCUCGUCAACAAGGAACCACCUUCUCUCUCUUUAUUUUCUUUUCCACCACCACGCUCCUUCCUUCAAUGAAUUCCCUCGUUGCCCAAGCCGAAUUUUCCGCUCCAAUGGAUUCAAAACCCAACCUUUGGAACACACCACCUUCAACUUGCAGCAGCUAUAGCAGCAACAGCAGCGAGAGCGAUGCCAGCCCCUUCUGUUCCCAUCGCAUACCCAUAGCCAUAGUUUCUGGCUUCUUCCACUCUCACCGAUCACUCGCAGUUCUCUCGGGACACGUUGGCUCCGUUUCAUGCUUGGCCUUAUGCGGCGAGUUCAUCCUCAGUGCCUCGCAGGGUAAGGAUAUCAUAGUGUGGCAGCAACCAGAUUUGAGGGUGUUUGCAAAGUUCGGACAAGGAGAUGGGUCAGUGAAGGCACUUGCAUCGGUUGGGAACAAGGUUUUCACCGCACAUCAAGAUAGCAGGAUCAGAGUUUGGAAGGUGUCAAGAAGCUCAGAGAACGUGUUCAAGCUCGUUGAUACUCUUCCCACAACCAAGGACUAUUUGGGGAAGUUCAUGAAGCAGAGCAACUAUGUACAAACCCGGAGGCACCACAAGCGUUUGUGGAUUGAGCAUGCGGAUAGCAUUUCAUGCUUGACGGUUUAUAGCGGUUUGAUUUAUUCUGGGUCGUGGGACAAGACUCUUAAGGUGUGGAAGCUCUCGGAUUUGAAGUGUUUGGAGUCUAUAAAGGCUCAUGAUGAUGCUAUCAAUGGGUUGGUGGCGUGUAAAGGGGUUGUGUAUUCUGCUUCUGCUGAUGGAAAGAUUAAGGCUUGGGGGAGAAAAGAUGGGAAGGGGGGGCAUGCUUUGAAGGUGAUUUUGGAGGGUCAUAAAGAUGUUUCUUUUAAUGCUGUUGUUGUUUCUGAGGAUGGGAAAUGGGUUUAUGGAGGAGGGUCUGAUGGGUUUGUGAUGGGGUGGGAGGGGUGUGGGGGGUUUGAGAGUUGUUGGAAGCUGGUUUCUGAGACCAAGGCACAUGAGAUAGCUGUGUUGUGUAUGUGUUUAAUGGGGGAGUUAUUGUGCAGUGGAUCAGCGGAUAAAAGCAUAGGGAUUUGGAGGAGAGAGGCUUUUGGUAAGCUUUGUAAAGUUGGGGUCAUAAGUGGUCAUGAAGGGCCUGUGAAGUGUUUGCAGGCCUCAUCUAAUAGAAUUGGUGGUGGCUUUUUGUUGUAUAGUGGAAGCCUUGACAGAAGCGUUAGAGUUUGGUGGGUUCCAAGGUAUAAUAAUGAUGCAGAAGAAGUAAACGAUAACAACUCCACAAGAUUUGGCACAGUCAAUCAUCCCAUGUUAGGAUAGGAGGAACAUGUUGAAGGCUGAGUGGGUGAUGAAGCACACGAUCUAUUUUAACAGUGUCUGCCGUGUUUCCUUCUUGAUUAUUCAUUUUCUCCUUUGAAUUUGUUUUAGGUUGCAGAAAGACUAGAAUGAAGGGCAGAAUUGAAGAUUUUGUUUGUAUCUUGAAAUUGCUGUUUUGCUUUUCGGUUUGCAAAUGGUGUUGAUUUCAUUUUUUUUUUCUGAGCUGACUGUAGAAUUUUAGGGUGAAAUUAGGGGGCAUAGCAGAGUGGGGUGGUUAUACUUUUGUUUUUUAAAUUAUUUUUUUGUAUUUGUAUACAAUUGUAACUAUGCCUAUAAAGGAUUCAAUCAAUGGAAAUAAGUCAUGUUCUUUUGUUA